This is a messenger RNA of Pararge aegeria (speckled wood butterfly), 3867 nucleotides long. Its product is annotated as nucleolar protein 4. Lineage: Eukaryota; Metazoa; Arthropoda; Insecta; Lepidoptera; Nymphalidae. The record is from RefSeq and is a predicted model, not a curated record. Bases 101 to 3127 code for a protein of 1008 amino acids. The transcript has 14 exons.
UUAAUAUUUGUAUUUGUGAUGAACGGUUAGUAUAAAAAAAAUAUGGAUUUAUAAAAUUCUAACCCGUUCUAAAAUUGUGUUGUGACUGCUCUGAUCCAAAAUGGCGGCAGCCAUGAUAAAGGACCGGGGACUACGAAAGAAGUUAACACAACAAGCUAUACCGGAGAAAACACCAAAAAAACCUUCGAAACGUAAAUCGACUCCGAGCAGUUCUAAAAACGACAAGAAGAAUGAACAAAAUAACAACAAAAAACCUAAAAUACAGACUGGUGACCCGAAAGUGGACUUGUUUUCAACCUAUCAACCAUGGGUUAUCCAGACGUAUGGAGAUUUGGCUAAAACCAAGACGAUAACGUUGAAAAAGUAUGCUAGAAUUCUCCGCACCCUACGAGGCGAGGAAUGUAACAGUUCAGAUAGUUCAAAAUUCCGCUUUUGGGUAAAGGCGAAAGGCUUUCAUGUGGGUAGACCAACAGGAUAUGAAGCCAAGCCUGCCGACGGUAUAAUUUGCCGAUAUAGCGUGGCCGAUGCAGAAGGAUGUGCACGAGGUACAGAAGGACAGGAAGUGUACACAGGAUCACAGAAUGAUCCCCCGUUAUAUAUUCCAACUCCUCCUUUAAAGAAUGCGGCGAACCAGGAACCAGUGUAUAGGAAAGUGGCAAUUGUUGAAAACUUCUUUGAUAUAAUUUACACUGUUCACGUUGAACUAGAAGGGAGACCCGGAAAGCAUGCAGGACAAAAACGAACAUACAGAACAAUAACAGAAACCUACGCUUUCCUCCCUCGAGAAGCGGUCACGCGAUUCCUGACCGGUUGCGCAGAAUGUGCACGGCGACCGCGCAGUGCAUCACCACCUCCUCUGCCGACACCCUCACCAUCACCCACCAGGCACCCCACCUACCUCCCGUUUAUACCCCACUGCGCUCCAGACUACAGAAAUUGGGAAUCAGAAAUUGAUGCAGCACAAAACUACUCUUACGAACCGAAAUUCGACUACACCGACCUACAGCCACUCAAAAAAAUUGAAAGUCCAAAACCCGUUGAAGAAGAAGAACCAACUUACAUUGAACUUACGUCCAAGAAUAGUUUUGACGCUACCACACUUUACAAUAGAAGUUCAUUAGAACCUUUCAGAGAAGAGGAACCGGUAAGAACUGAUCCUGAAAUAGAUAAAGACGAUAGUGUUAUUGACGUAGAAGAUGUUCAGUCGAGUCCACCUCCUUUAAUUGAAAAGAAAGAAGAAGACAAUACAGAGAAAAGCCCCAAACAACAUAACAAAGCAAAAGAAGAUGAUGUUGUCGAAAAGACUGAGAGUAAACGAAAUAAAAAGUACAAUCCACUUGAUGUUGCGAAUUUGACUUCAAAAGAUCCUCCAAAAUCCAGAUCACCCCCAAGGAAGAAGCUGUUACCUGCCAGCUUUGACUUUCCCCAUUCCUAUGGGAGAUUACCAAAACCCUGGCGGCCUGAUGGAGGUGUAUUUUAUGGUGAUGAUAUUGACUUUAGUGUGCCAAUUACCACGGCGUAUUUGAAACAUAUGCGGAGCAUGGGGUACCAGGAUCGAGUUGAUUUGGAAAAUAAGGAUAACUUAACACCAGAACCAGCCGACAUGAAUGAUGACGACAAUUUUUCAAGUCAUGGCUACGCGAAAGACGCUGAGAAGUUGAAAAUGAUGUUGCUGGCAUGGAAUUAUCACAGCCAGACACAAGGCCGCAACGGUGACAUAACAGAGAGCGGGGCGGACAGCAUGGCAGAUCUCUGGGCUUCUUACCACAGUGCACUUGGUCUUGGAAGCAAACCUCCGAAAACCCCCACCCCUAUGGCUACCGGACACUCGGUGAGUUUUAAGAGUCCCAUCCACGUUGGAUCAGGUACUCCUGUAGAACCAGCGUCGACACAUGAUGAGACUUCCUCGUCGGAUCGGACGAAGGAUGAUGACGACGGUGGCGCGUCCGACGACGAUAGCGAUGACCGCGUAGAUCCGCAGCAUCAUGAUCCUGAACGGCUGAAAGCUUUUAACAUGUUCGUCCGUCUCUUUGUCGACGAGAACCUCGACAGGAUAGUUCCUAUUUCAAAACAACCGAAAGAGAAGAUUCAAGCUAUAAUCGACUCCUGCACCAGACAGUUCCCGGAGUUUGCCGAGCGAGCACGCAAGAGGAUUCGAACUUAUUUGAAGAGUUGUAGGCGGAAUAAGAAAGUUCGAGGUGAAGCCGGUCCGACUAGUGGGAACGGAGGCAGCACACCGUCGGGCAAUGCCUGGGAUACCGCGGUCCGCCCAACGCCCGCGCACCUAACCUCAGUACAAGCUGAACACAUUCUGGCGCAGGCAUGCGAGAACGAGAGCCUGAAUGCAAAACGCAUGCGACUCGGACUUGACCCUGUAAGCCAGCCCAUGCCCACUGUGCCCACGCCCAUGGCCAUAGACACAACCGCAACAUCAGCAGUGGCCUCUUCAUUCCUAAGCCUGUACAGUGGCGCUAUGAGUAGCUCCUGUACCUCAGUCAGCAGCACAGCAAGCACAAGCCUCGCUUCAGCAGCACACAGCAAGGCAGCGGCAGACACCACGCGGCCUGCCACUAGCCCUGCACUGGAUAACCCACUGCUCAACAACAAUAGCUUGAAGCUUGAUAACGCUAAUGGGAGUACUGGAAGCAAGACUGCAAGUCCAGCGUCAUCACCUGCACCUUUGUUUAGACCAUCGUUUCCCAAUACAUUUGGGAACCCACCAACAUUUGGAAGACAAAGCUCAAACACCAAUCCGACAUCAGCUUUAUCAAGCAAUGCACUUUUGUCGAGUCUGACCGCAAUUCCUCCUACAGGUGUUGGAGUGAAUGCAGCCAUGGCUGCAUACCAAAGCGCUUUAUUAUCUGCAAUGGCUGCUCAUACGCACACAUUUCCAAAUAUUACAGCCCCAACAGAUUUAUCGCUCAAAACGUCAGUUUCCACACCACUGCACGCAACUUCUACAUCAUCGUCUCUCUCGGGUACAGGCCAGAAGUCGCUUCUCUCACACAAGUUGUCUGGCGCAGAAGUUGGCGCAGUCAGGCAGCUCAUCACAGGAUACCGCGAGUCGGCAGCUUUCCUCCUGCGAUCCGCUGACGAGUUAGAGGCGUUGCUCCUAAACCAACCCUAGGACACACCCAAAACCUUUCCAGAUGUAUUCGGAUUCAAGUUCGGGUACUUCUGAAUGGACAAUUACGUGCAAUUCUUCAAAAAUUAGUGUUAAAAAUGUUUAUUUAAACGAAGUUCGAGUACCUAUUUCGCGAUCUUGAUGUGGCCACAAGUUGGUGUCAAAAGUUUAAAGUGUUUAUUGAAUGUUUUUUUGUGGUAUCGUUGUAAUAUUCUAUAUAGCGUUGAAAUACGAUCAGUGUUGAAUGAACAUUGUAGAGAGAGAGAGGCGGGAAAUAUGGUACAUUCGUUACACAAACAUGGUGAAUGGUUUUUGUAAAUAGAUCUCUGCAAUUUAACGCGUGAUCGUAAGCUGAUGGUAGAUUAACAUGUUGGGAGCGUGAAACUGUAAAAGUCCAAGAGUUAAGGCAAGUUAAGCCAGUUGCGCAAAAUAUCUUACUUGCGACCAAAAGAAGACUCUAUUGACAAGAGCGUUUUAUGAUUGGCCAUAAAUUGCCACGCCACCACAGAUGCGGGAUGACCGCCCUUGUUCGACUUUGGAUUUAAGUUCUAAAUGCGUUAUAAUUGGACGUACUUUAGCAAAAAAGAAGGGCUGUACCGAUGAACUAUGAAAUCCCGUUGUAUGUAGGUACUAACUAAACUAGAAGGCUUUGAGCUCUGAGCGGCAAAGUUCGCAGUCUUACUUCUGCACGGCUAGCAUGGGCGGGAGACAAUUAUCUCCCCGGGGAAAGGAUAAAAAUGUAU